Molecule: messenger RNA, 2559 nt
Organism: Lineus longissimus
Lineage: Eukaryota; Metazoa; Nemertea; Pilidiophora; Heteronemertea; Lineidae
Product: prolyl endopeptidase-like
Exons: 18
Coding region: 71-2209 (712 amino acids)
Biological process (GO): proteolysis
Cellular component (GO): cytosol
Molecular function (GO): oligopeptidase activity; serine-type endopeptidase activity
Source: RefSeq, a predicted model, not a curated record
UCAGCAUUUCUUUGACAAAUUUGGAAGGUCUCUGCAUUUCUUGAUUCUAUAGUAAAUUUAAGUGGACAAAAUGCCGUUUAAUUAUCCAGAAGCUAGGAGAGAUGACAGUGUCAGUGAUGACUACAAGGGAAAACAGGUGCCAGAUCCUUACCGUUGGCUCGAAGAUCCUGAUGCUGAUGAGACCAAGUCAUUCGUUGAUGCGCAGAACGCGAUCACUGUACCUUUUGUAAGCUCUUUCUCGGCCAAGGAGAAACUGAAAAAUAGGAUAACAGAGAUGUGGGACUAUCCCAAGUACAGCGCUCCGUUCAAGAGAGGCAAGCGCUAUUUCUAUCAUUACAACACAGGCCUUCAGAAUCAGAGCGUGAUGUAUGUGCAGGACUCUCUGUCCUCUGAACCAAGAGUAUUCCUUGACCCGAAUGAACUCUCAGAUGAUGGCACGACAGCAUUGAGGAGUUCAGCAUUUUCCGAGGAUGGGAAUGUAUUUGCGUAUUGUUUGAGUGAGAAAGGUUCAGACUGGGUCACUGUCAAGUUCAGAGAUGUUGCAACUGGAGAGGAUCUAGCGGACGUUUUGAAAAAUGUCAAGUUCUCCUGCCUUGAUUGGACUCAUGAUCACAAGGGAGUUUUCUACAAUUCAUACCCGGUUGAUGGCAAAGCUGAUGGCUCCGAGACGACCUCUAAUUAUCACCAGAAACUGUACUACCAUCGACUGGGAGAGGACCAGACCGCGGACACGCUUUGUGCCGAGUUUCCUGAUAAUCCGCAAUGGAUGGGUGGAGUUGAGAUCAGCGAUUGUGGUAGCUUCGCCGUUUUAUCCAUCAGUGAAGGCUGCAAACCUGCCAACCGCCUAUAUAUCUGUGAUCUCAACAAGCUAGAAAAUGGAAUAAGUGGCCUGCUUCCUUUCGUAAAGAUAGUUGACGACUUCGAGGCUGAAUAUGAAUAUAUCACUAAUGAAGGGAGUGUUUUGACAUUCAAGACAAACCUGAAUGCACCCAGAUAUAAACUCAUCAACAUUGAUUUAGAAAACCACGAAAUGAGUAACUGGAAGACGUUGAUACCAGAACAUGAAAAGGAUGUGUUAGACUGGUCGGCGUGUGUCAACCAGAAUAAACUUGUGAUGUGUUACAUGCAUGAUGUCAAGAGCUCAUUGUAUCUUCAUGACCUCAAAUCUGGUGAACGUUUGAUGGAAUUCCCUCUCGACGUCGGUUCUGUUGUUGGAUAUUCUGGUCGCAAAAAGGACGACGAGAUAUUUUAUAAAUUUAUGUCAUUCCUAACGCCUGGGAGAAUCUACCGCUGUGAUCUAAGUAAAGGGAAACUGGAGCCAGAGGUUUUCCGAGACAUCGAAGUGAAAGGUUUUGAUGCGUCCAAGUUUGAAACGUCCCAGGUUUUCUACAAGAGUAAAGAUGGCACAAGUAUACCCAUGUUCAUUGUCCACAGAAAGGGUAUCACGUUAAACGGCAGCAACCCGGUCCUUCUUUACGGAUAUGGCGGCUUUAACAUAGCUAUCACUCCAUCGUUCAGCGUAACCAGGAUUACAUUCAUGCAGAAUCUCGGAGGGAUCGUGUGUGUGGCUAAUAUUAGAGGAGGAGGCGAAUAUGGAGAAAACUGGCACAAAGCAGGAAUCGAGGAAAACAAACAAAACGUCUUUGACGACUUCUGUGCUGCAGCUGAGUACCUUGUAGCGGAGAAAUAUACAAAGCCCGAGCUGAUAAGCAUCAUGGGUGGUUCAAACGGUGGCUUACUCGUCGGGGCCUGUGCCAAUCAGAGACCAGAUUUAUUCGGAUGUGUCAUUUCACAAGUUGGGGUGAUGGACAUGCUUCGAUUCAACAAGUUCACAAUUGGUCAUGCCUGGACGACAGACUUUGGCAACCCAGAUGAGGAUGGCUUUGAAUACAUCUACAAAUAUUCUCCCCUCCACAAUAUACGCCUACCCGAAGGAGAUGGCGUCCAGUACCCUUCGACCCUUCUCCUUACCGCUGAUCACGACGAUCGCGUUGUACCUCUACAUUCCCUGAAGUUUAUUGCUCAAUUACAACAUGUGUUCAGGAAUUCGCCCAGUCAGCAAAAUCCUUUGAUGAUCAGGGUCGAUACUAAAGCAGGCCAUGGCAUGGGGAAGCCCACUGCCAAAGUGAUUGAAGAAGCUACCGAGACGUACAGCUUCAUCGCCUUGGCUUGCGGACUUUCAUGGAUGGAAGACGCCCCAGUCGCAUGACGUGUCCUCCUGCUUUAAAGAAUCACACUCUUCACCUUGUAGUGUGACAGUCUCUGAUUAAAUCAGGUGCAUGUCCAAUGUAGGAAAAGGGAGAAAGUCUGACAUGUGUCUGAAUGACCCAGAGUUUGUCACAUAUGCGCUUGCCAACGAUUGUGCCUUGUAUCUGAUGACCGCCAAAGUAAUACUGUCAACAGCCUUUUUGAAAAAAAGAUUUUGGUAAUUUUGGGUGGAAACCAUGUUGGAUGGAAAGUACAUGAAAACCAAUUAUUGAUAUUGUCAGACUAUUAUUGUUAGGUUCCAACAAUGCUACUCUGUCAAACUAUUAUUGUUAGGUUCCAUCAAUGCUACUC